Peromyscus leucopus (white-footed mouse) is the source of this 3171-nucleotide messenger RNA. It is a transcript of the gene Heyl, whose product is annotated as hes related family bHLH transcription factor with YRPW motif like. Gene Ontology annotation, cellular component: nucleus. Gene Ontology annotation, molecular function: DNA-binding transcription factor activity, RNA polymerase II-specific; protein dimerization activity; RNA polymerase II cis-regulatory region sequence-specific DNA binding. Gene Ontology annotation, biological process: regulation of neurogenesis; Notch signaling pathway; anterior/posterior pattern specification. NCBI's taxonomy places the organism in Eukaryota, Metazoa, Chordata, Mammalia, Rodentia, Cricetidae. The record is from RefSeq and is a predicted model, not a curated record.
CGUCGGCUCCCGGGCCGGGGCGGGGCCGGGGCGGGGCCCAACGACCAACUCCACGGAUCGCAGGGCUGAGACCCCGCAGCCAGCUCUCGUCAUGAAGCGGCCCAGGGCGCCCAGUGGCUCCGAUGGCGAGUCUGACGGACCCAUUGACGUGGGUCGGGAGAGCGACCUCAGCCAGAUGGCCAGACCGCUGACCACCCCCAGCCCUUCGCAGAUGCAAGCCCGGAAGAAACGCCGAGGGAUCAUAGAGAAACGGCGCCGGGACCGUAUCAACAGCAGCCUUUCUGAACUGCGACGCUUGGUGCCCACUGCUUUUGAGAAACAGGGCUCCUCCAAGCUGGAGAAAGCCGAGGUCUUGCAGAUGACCGUGGAUCACUUGAAGAUGCUCCAUGCCUCUGGUGGCACAGGGUUCUUUGACCCCCGAGCCCUGGCUGUUGACUUCCGGAGCAUUGGUUUUCGGGAAUGCCUCACGGAGGUCAUCAGGUACCUGGGGGCUGAAGGACCCAGCAGCCAUGCAGACCCUGUCCGGAUUCGUCUUCUCUCCCACCUCAACAGCUACGCAGCUGAGAUGGAGCCUUCACCCACACCCACUGGUGCCCUGGCCUUCCCUGUGUGGCCCUGGUCUUUCCUCCAUAGCUGCUCGGGGUUGCCUUCCGUGAGCGGCCAGCUCGCCAUUCUGGGAAGAGUGCCUGGCCCUGUCCUCCCCAGCGUCUCUUCUCCCACUUUCCCCAUCUCUGCCCUCCGGUCCACUCCAGUGCACAGAGUGGCGGGCACCAUCCUGCCGGCCCGGAGGAAUCUGUUGCCCAGUCGAGGGGCAGCUUCCGCCCAGAGAGCCCAUCCUCCCGAGAGGCCAGCUGCCCCUCCGCCCACAGCCCCUGGUAGCAGGGUUGCCAGGAGCAACCACGUGGUCCCCGUCCUGCCGUCUUCUUCUCCGACAGCCCCUGGAGCUGGGAAAUCUGAUGACAGUGUGUCUGGUCCCAUCGCCAGUCCACCUCCUUUGGGGCCACCUGGGAGGCCAUCAGGAGCAGUGCUCUACCACUCGUGGGUCUCUGAAAUCACUGAAAUUGGGGCUUUCUGAGCUGACCCCACACACACACACACAACCAUCCCCGAGGAAUGAGAAACGUUCCUGUUCUCCCCGCCCCAGGAGCUCUGAAAAUGGUGCCACCUUUUCUGAUUUAUUUUCUAGAACGGCUUCCAUACAAAGGCAUCUCUCCUCACCCAUCAGAGCCCCGCCCCCGCCCCGCCCCCACCACCGACCCUGCUGCCCACCAGGCUCCCCUGUAGUCCUUUCAGAGCUCAGAGCCUUAGUCUCAUUCCCCACAGGCACAGAUGAGUUACAUGGUACCUUGUGACCCCCUAAGCACUGUGGACCCAGAACGCAUGGACCUUGGGUCUGGAGCCGAAGCUUUAAAGGAUUCCAUGGCCAGGGGCAGGCUGCUCACACGAAGAGGUGGGACUCCUAGUCCUGAGGACUGGUGAGAUUCAGCCACCCCAGGCCAGCAGGAUGGAAUGUGCUGUCUGCCUCACUUCCUGAAGACAGAAAUGAAGCAGGGGCUACUGAGCCAUCUCUGCAGCCCGCCCCGGUGAAGCACAGGACAGAUCUGUUCAAUACAGCUACGGCCUGCAGCCACCGUCGUCCCCGCUUCAGAUGCCCACAUGACUAUCCACUAAGGCUUGACAAGCCGAGCCAGGAGGAUUCUCCACAGCAGCGAAAGCUCUGAGGCAGGAGAUCCCUACCACCGGGUCUCCACAGCGCUUCAGACAGAAGCCAGGACCGAGAGAGCAUCGGGAGAGCCCAGCUCCCUUUCUCUUGGGUACUGUCCUCCAGGACGAUGGCCCUUCCCACGGGGUCCCCAGUGUGGAGGACCUGUGGCCAUGAUGGUAGCACCCCAAGAGGCAUUCUCUUGGGAUUCAGCACCAGACAUGUGAGCGGCCUGGUUUGCCUCCGGCUCCCAGAGCCCAGACUGCUGGCGCAGCCGAGGGCCGUCAGGCUGGAUAAAAAUAACUUGGAGGAGGGGGAGAACAGGCCGAGGCGGCUGGGCUCUUCAAGGUCAUGCAGCCGGUCGAGGGCCUGAGAGUCUGCUCACCCAGAUUUCACACAGCUGGCUCCGCUCAGAGGCCAGCUCACUCCCCAGCUCCGCCUCAGGCGGCCGUUUGCCUCUCUAGUGGGAAUAAAUGGCCGGUGUAGCAGCAGAGGCUGAACUGACAUUUAGGGUUGCCCUAUCAGUAAACAAAGUGUGGAAACGUUUCUGUCCUCUUUGGUGAGCACCUGCUCCCCACAGGGCCCCCGGGGGCCACCCAGCGUGCCAUCUGGGAACACCCUGGUCAAUGCCUGGCAAAACCAAGAUUGUGGGGAUCUGGAACUGGUUGUUCACUGACGCUGGGGCCGUGGUGAUUGUGAAAUACGAGGUCAUCCUGGAAAGCCUCCAUCCCCCGCUCCCCAUCCCAGCCUUGGAUGGAACCACAGUCCCCAGAGCUGUAGUAAGGAGCCUGUGGGCACAAAAGUAGAGUUUACAAAACCCUGGGAGCAAAAGGGGUCAUUUCAGAACAUCAGGACAGAGGGCAGAGGUCACCUGAGUGACCCAGAAAGUGCUUGCAAAGAGGUCAAGAAGAGAUAAAGACUUCCUUCAUUUCUUAGUGGAAGCAAGUUCUUUAAUCUUGCUGCCAUAUUGGACCCAUCUGAGGGCGUCCCUGUGGAGUGCAUGGUCAGCCCCCCGAGAAACACAGGUGCAGGGGGUAGAAGAGGCAAGCAGGCUCCUGGGGUGGGGGGAGGUGAUAGGAGUCCCUGGAUAUUAGGGUCUUACUGCAGGCCUGCAGUUCGGCAGCCUCCUAGCCAGAGAUUCGGUGUUCACUCACGGCUGCGCUAUGGGAAACACAUUUCCCCGUUGCGGGUACCCGGACUGCGAAGCAGUCUGUUGGCACCAUGGAAACACGGCAGAAUGGCUGAGCCCUUUGAGCAUCCAUCCUGGUUGGUGUUGGCUUCCUUCUCCCAGGAGACUGGGCAGGUCACACACACACACACACACACACACACACACACACACACACACACACACCCGAGUACUCACGCCUCCUGUUUCUAGUCCCAACCCUUUCUGGUGGCCCCAACACUCUCAUCCCACUGCAAGGUGUUGCAGGCAAGCAAUAAAGAUGUUUAGUUCUGGAAACUUC